UAUUGCGCAGUUGGAAAAAUUGCUGAGCAGGGACGCGGGACGUCGUCCACGAGAGGCAACUCGUGAGCGUUUACCGGCCAACGAGUUGGCUGAAUAACGAGGAGAUAUUAGAAAAGUGAAACAGAGAGAAAUAGAUAGAUAGACAAAACAUCCGAGCCAUGACGAACUCCGCGCCCAAGUUAGAUAACGCCAAGGUGGAUCGGCAGGCCUCGCCGAAGGUCGGGUAUCAGUACCAGCACAACCACCAUCAUAAUCGUUCCAACAGUAAAUCGUCGCCGUUCCUAUACAAGAACGGCCGCCAUACAGUCAGAAAUGCUAAAGAUGGACGGCAGAGCUGCAGCCCGUACAGCCCGUCGUCCAAAAGCGCGAGAAACUCGCCACAACAGCAGCAGCAGCAGCAACAACAGCAGCAACAGCAGCAUACACCACAGCAACAACAACGUUGCGAGCAGCGCAGUCCGAGCAGCAGCCCGACCAAUAACUUCUACGCGGGCGCCAAGUUCUCGGAAACACCGUCGCCCGCGAGCGUGCCCAAGCCGCCAAGUCAUUGGACGAGCAGAUUGAUGGACAGCUGCGGCCAAUCAGACAGCGUAAGCGAACACACGAGGCAAUUGCGUAUAGUGCUGAACGUCCAGGCCUGAUACCCAAAAACCAACGUAUAUACCAACAACGCGCGAGGGGAGAAGCGGCGACCGUCAACAGCUCUGGAAGAAUCAGGUACAGUAGGGAAUUAUCGUCGAUAAAAUCAUCGGCCGAAAAGACUGCGAGAAUAAGAGAGACGAUGAUACCGACGAUGAUGAGGAAAAAUGUGAAGAUUAUGAUGACGACGAUGAUGGUGACACCGUGUGCGGUUCAUAUACACACGGGUUUUCGAUUUUAUCGCGCGAGUGGAUACCCGUAAUCCGUUCUUUACUCUUAAGAUACAUCCAGCAUACAAACUUCAAAUCGUAUAUAAACUAUGCACCGCGGGGGGGGAGGGCUGACGACGCGAUGCAUCGGUGCGUCCCGAUGCCGCGAUCGAUGUGUGCGCGCGAGAGAUACAUUAUAUAUGUAUAUAUAUGCGUUCUGGAACUCCCAUCACGCGCCACCAUUGUGACAAAAUGUAAGUAAUACUGUAUUUUAGAUUAUCGUAUACCGCUAAACUUACAAAAAGGAACACAAGGAGAGAGCCCCACGUACAUACAUAUAUAUAUUAUCUAUAACAUCCGACACACACACAGAGAGAAAAGAGUACAUCCUCAGUCUGACGAGACGACAAGCGCGGACGAGCGAAGCGUAACGCUUCGCGAUUUUUUUGUCGAACGAUGGACUUCAAUAUCGACGCGUUGAAAAAAAA
Molecule: messenger RNA, 1336 nt
Organism: Mycetomoellerius zeteki
Lineage: Eukaryota; Metazoa; Arthropoda; Insecta; Hymenoptera; Formicidae
Product: proline-rich nuclear receptor coactivator 2
Exons: 2
Coding region: 159-641 (160 amino acids)
Source: RefSeq, a predicted model, not a curated record